GAUGGCUCUUGCUCACCAGAGCCUCACAAAGAUAAUCGCUCAGGAAGUGUUUCAGCCAAUCCCGGGCGGCUUUACACUCCGAUUUGCCGGCGCAGCCAAUCGGGGAUGAGCUUUUAUUAGGCGGCCAGAUCAUCAAGCCGAAGUGCCAAACCCUUUUUCUGUGUGAGAACUAGGAGCCUGUCCUCCAUGUUUUAUAAGUAUUGACAUUACACAGUGUUAACAAUGCAUCCACAGAGUCCUCAUUCUGCCAGCUUGUUCUCUCUUCCUAACUCUGGAAAAAUGAGACGCUUGCUUGAACAUUUGGUGGCUUGGCUGAAGAGGAAAUAAAAACAGAACAAGAGGUGGUAGAGGGCAUGGAUAUCUCUACUCGCUCCAAAGAUCCCAGCUCUACAGAGAGAACAGCCCAGAAAAGAAAGUUCCCCAGCCCUCCACAUUCCUCCAAUGGCCAUUCGCCGCAGGACACGUCAACAAGCCCCAUUAAAAAGAAAAAGAAACCCGGCUUACUGAACAAUAACAAUAAGGAACAGUCAGAACUAAGACAUGGUCCGUUUUACUAUAUGAAGCAGCCACUCACCACAGACCCUGUUGAUGUUGUACCGCAGGAUGGACGGAAUGAUUUCUACUGCUGGGUUUGUCACCGGGAAGGCCAAGUCCUUUGCUGUGAGCUCUGUCCCCGGGUUUAUCACGCUAAGUGUCUGAGACUGACAUCGGAACCAGAGGGGGACUGGUUUUGUCCUGAAUGUGAGAAGAUCACCGUGGCGGAAUGCAUCGAGACUCAGAGCAAAGCCAUGACAAUGCUCACCAUCGAGCAGUUGUCUUACCUGCUCAAGUUUGCCAUUCAGAAAAUGAAACAGCCCGGGACAGAUGCUUUCCAGAAGCCCGUUCCAUUGGAACAGCAUCCUGACUAUGCAGAAUACAUCUUUCAUCCCAUGGACCUUUGUACACUGGAAAAGAAUGCUAAAAAAAAGAUGUAUGGCUGCACAGAAGCCUUUCUGGCGGACGCCAAGUGGAUUCUGCACAACUGCAUCAUCUAUAACGGCGGAAAUCACAAAUUGACGCAGAUCGCGAAAGUAGUGAUCAAAAUAUGUGAACACGAGAUGAAUGAAAUUGAAGUGUGUCCGGAAUGCUAUCUAGCCGCUUGUCAAAAACGAGAUAACUGGUUUUGUGAGCCUUGUAGCAAUCCGCAUCCUUUGGUCUGGGCAAAACUGAAGGGCUUUCCAUUCUGGCCUGCAAAAGCUCUGAGGGAUAAAGAUGGGCAGGUCGAUGCCCGUUUCUUUGGACAACACGACAGGGCCUGGGUUCCAAUAAAUAAUUGCUACCUCAUGUCUAAAGAAAUUCCUUUUUCUGUGAAAAAGACUAAAAGCAUCUUCAACAGUGCAAUGCAAGAGAUGGAGGUUUACGUGGAGAACAUUCGGAGGAAGUUUGGCGUGUUUAAUUACUCCCCAUUCCGGACGCCCUACACACCCAACAGUCAGUACCAAAUGCUGCUCGAUCCCGCCAACCCCAGCGCUGGCACCGCCAAGGUCGACAAGCAGGAGAAGGUCAAGCUCAACUUCGACAUGACGGCGUCUCCCAAGAUCCUGAUGAGCAAGUCCUUGCUGAGCACGGGCACAGGCCGGAGGAUUUCCUUGUCGGACAUGCCUCGCUCCCCCAUGAGCACCAACUCCUCCGUGCACACGGGCUCAGACGUGGAGCAGGACGCCGAGAAGAAGGCGACUUCGAGCCAUUUCAGUGCCAGCGAGGAGUCUGUGGACUUCCUUGAUAAGAGCACAGCUUCCCCAGCCUCCACCAAGACAGGCCAGCCAGGGAGUUUAUCUGGCAGCCCGAAACCAUUCUCCCCACAGCCAUCAGCACCGGUCACAAAAGCCGACAAGACGUCCACCACCACCACCACCGGCAGCAUACUGAAUCUUAACCUUGACCGCAGCAAAGCUGAGAUGGAUUUGAAGGAGCUGAGCGAGUGUGUCCAGCAGCAGCAGGCCACUCCCGUCCCACUCAUCUCCCCCAAGCGGCAGAUUCGCAGCAGAUUCCAGCUCAACCUCGACAAGACCAUAGAGAGUUGCAAAGCACAGUUAGGCAUCAAUGAAAUCUCAGAAGACGUUUACACGGCCGUGGAGCACAGCGACUCGGAGGAUUCGGAGAAGUCAGACAGCAGCGACAGUGAGUCGGUCACCGACGACGAGCAGAAGUCCAAGAAUGAGCCGGAAGACGUGGAAGAGAAAGAAGGCAGUCGGGGGGACAAAGAACCCCCCGCUGUCAAAAAGAAGCCCAAACCCUCGAACCCCGUGGAGGUUAAAGAGGAGCUGAAGAGCGCCUCGCCGACCAGUGAGAAGGCCGAGCCGCUGACGGUCAAGGAGAAGCUGAGCCCCGAGCCGGAGAAGGAGUUUCCAGAAAAAGUGAAACCAUCUCCUCACCCUGCCAAGGACAAACUGAAAGGCAAAGAUGAGACGGAUUCCCCAACGGUGCACUUGGGCCUGGACUCCGAUUCAGAGAGUGAGCUUGUCAUAGAUUUAGGAGAAGACCAUUCUGGACGGGAGGGUCGAAAAAAUAAGAAGGAACCCAAAGAGCCAUCUCCCAAGCAGGAUGUUGUAGGUAAAGCGCCACCGUCCACCACAGCGGCGGGCAGCCAGUCUCCCCCCGACACGCCGGUCCUCACCCGCUCAUCCUCCCAAACCCCCACGGCUGGCGUCACGGCCACCACCAGCACGACAUCCACGGUCACAGCCCCAGCCGCCGCCGCCACGGGAAGCCCGGUGAAAAAGCAGAGGCCGCUCUUACCGAAGGAGACUGCCCCAGCCGUGCAGCGGGUCGUGUGGAACUCCUCAAGUAAGUUUCAAACGUCCUCUCAAAAGUGGCACAUGCAGAAGAUGCAGCGCCAGCAGCAGCAGCAGCAGCAGCAAAGCCAGCAGCAGCAGCCUCAGUCUUCCCAGGGGACGAGAUAUCAGACCAGACAGGCUGUGAAAGCUGUCCAGCAGAAGGAGAUCACACAAAGUCCAUCCACCUCCACCAUCACCCUGGUGACCAGCACCCAGUCGUCGCCCCUGGUCACCAGCUCAGGGUCCACGAGCACGCUUGCAUCGUCGGUCAGUGCUGACCUGCCCAUCGCCACUGCUUCCGCCGAUGUUGCUGCAGAUAUCGCCAAGUACACUAGCAAAAUGAUGGAUGCAAUAAAAGGAACGAUGACAGAAAUAUAUAACGAUCUUUCAAAAAACACUACUGGAAGCACAAUAGCGGAGAUCCGAAGGCUGAGGAUCGAGAUAGAGAAACUCCAGUGGCUGCACCAGCAAGAACUUUCCGAGAUGAAACACAACCUGGAGCUGACCAUGGCGGAGAUGCGGCAGAGCCUGGAGCAGGAGCGGGACAGGCUCAUCGCUGAGGUGAAGAAGCAGCUGGAGCUGGAGAAGCAGCAGGCCGUGGACGAGACCAAGAAGAAGCAGUGGUGCGCCAACUGCAAGAAGGAAGCCAUCUUCUACUGCUGCUGGAACACCAGCUACUGCGACUACCCCUGCCAGCAGGCGCACUGGCCCGAGCACAUGAAGUCCUGCACGCAGUCAGCAACGGCCCCUCAGCAGGAAGCAGAUGCGGAGGUGAACUCGGAAACACUAAACAAGUCUUCCCAGGGCAGCUCUUCCAGCACGCAGUCAGCCCCCACGGAGACGGCCGGCGCCUCGAAAGAGAAGGAGCCCCCAGCAGAGAAGAGCAAGGAUGCUGGCUCCACCCUCGACCUGACUGGCUCCAGAGAGACUCCCUCCUCCAUUCUGUUAGGCUCCAACCAAGGAUCUGUUAGCGACAGGUGUGACAAGCAGCCCGCCUGUGCCCCAACCACCACAGACCACCAGCCGCACCCCAACUACCCAGCCCAGAAGUACCACUCGCGGAGUAGUAAGUCGGGCUGCUGGAGCAGCAGCGAGGAGAAGCGGGGGUCAGCGCGCUCCGAGCACAGCGCCAGCACCAGCACCAAGAGUCUCCUCCCCAAAGAGUCUCGGCUGGACACCUUCUGGGACUAGGGGCGAAUCGUGUCACACCACCCACACCCGCUCAGAUUAAACCAACCAGAGCCCAG
Elephantulus edwardii (Cape elephant shrew) is the source of this 4063-nucleotide messenger RNA. It is a transcript of the gene ZMYND8, whose product is annotated as zinc finger, MYND-type containing 8. Lineage: Eukaryota; Metazoa; Chordata; Mammalia; Macroscelidea; Macroscelididae. The transcript has 24 exons. Bases 354 to 4007 code for a protein of 1217 amino acids. The record is from RefSeq and is a predicted model, not a curated record. Gene Ontology annotation, molecular function: protein binding. Gene Ontology annotation, biological process: regulation of DNA-templated transcription.